UCUUCCGGUCUUUGGUUACAAAAAAAAAAAAAACAAAGGUUUAUUUUUUUUCCCGACGCAACGGUGUUUUCAGGUUUUUUUUCUUUCUCUUCGGGUCAUUUGUGAAUGAGUACAGCUUUUAAGGGUUUAUGCCAAGGUUUAGCAAGAUUUCUAAUCAACCAGAAAAAAGAAAACGAGAUUUCGACGCAGUUCUCGAUUUCCACCAUGAAAAGAGCUUCGAUUUCUCUAAUCUCUCGCUUCAAUAUCCGCAAUUUCAGACCCAACUCCCCUCGUGUUCAACUAAACUACAUCUCCGAUGCAGUCUCUGCUUCCUCGCUUUCUCCCAUCUCCCCCAGUCGCGAAAUCACCACUUGCGGCAAAACCCAUGGUCUGAUCAUCAACAGGGGUGGGUUUCGGGAGAACCCAUGUCGGAAUUUGGACACCCUUGUCGAGAAACCGAGUCAGCUGUCGUCAAGGCAGAUGAAAAGGAAGGAAAAAGACGAUCUUGAGGAGGCGUUCGAGUCGGCGGAGACCACCGAUGAGAUGCUCAAACUGUUCAAAGAGAUGGAGUCGUCGUUCGAGGAGAAGGAGCUGGGCUUAGCUUCUCUGAAACUAGGGCUUCAGCUCGACCGCGAUGGUGAGGACCCCGAAAAGGUUCUGACUUAUGCCCAUAAAGCCCUUAAAUCUUUCUGCGAGGACGAUAAACCUUCUCUGCUUAUGGCCAUGGCGUUGCAAUUGAUAGGUUCCGCUAAUUAUGGCUUGAAACGGUUUAGUGAUAGUUUAGGAUAUCUUAACAAAGCAAAUCGGAUUCUGAGUAGAUUGGAGGCAGAGGGUGAUAGUGUAGAAGACUUAAAGCCUGUGCUCCACGCGGUACAGCUCGAGCUGGCGAAUGUUAAGAACGCCAUGGGAAGACGAGAGGAAGCUCUUGAGAAUCUCAAGAAGUGUCUGGAGAUAAAGGAGGUGACUUUGGAAGAAGAUAGUAGGGAAUUGGGUGUGGCUAAUAGGAAUCUGGCUGAAGCCUAUGUCGCGGUUUUGAAUUUCAACGAGGCGUUGCCAUAUGCGUUGAAGGCAUUGGAGAUACACAGGAAGGCAUUGGGUAAUAACUCGGCCGAGGUUGCUCACGACAGGAGAAUUCUCGGCGUGAUCUAUACCGGGUUAGAGCAGCAUGACAAGGCACUGGAACAGAACGAGCUGUCUCAGAGGGUGUUGAAGAACUGGGGAUUGAACUCGGAGUUGCUCCGUGCAGAGAUCGAUGCUGCAAAUAUGCAAAUUGCAUUGGGCAAAUACGAAGAGGCCAUCGAUACGUUAAAGGGCAUGGUCCAACAAACAGAAAAGGAGAGCGAGACCCGAGCUAUGGUGUUCAUAUCCAUGGCAAAGGCAUUGGGAAAUCAAGAGAAGCAGGCUGAUUCAAAGAAGUGUUUGGAAAUUGCUUGCGGGAUUCUCGAGAAGAAGGAAACCGUAUCCCCCGUGGAAGUUGCGGAGGCAUACUCCGAGGUAGCAAUGCAGUACGAGUCAAUGAAUGAAUUCGAGACCGCAAUUUCGUUACUAAAGAAGACAUUGGGCAUACUAGAGAACCUCGCUCAAGAACAGCACUCUGAGGGAAGCGUCUCCGCGAGGCUCGGGUGGUUGCUUCUCUUUACGGGUAACGUCUCUCAGGCAGUUCAGUAUCUGGAGAAUGCAGCCGAGAGGCUGAAGGAAAGCUUCGGGUCCAAACACUUUGGAGUUGGAUAUGUUUAUAACAAUUUAGGAGCAGCUUACUUAGAGCUCGGAAGGCCGCAAUCUGCAGCUCAGAUGUUUGCAGUUGCCAAGGACAUCAUGGAUGUAGCCCUUGGUCCAAACCAUGCAGAUUCAAUCGAUGCAUGCCAGAAUCUGUCCAAAGCUUAUGGAUCCAUGGGAAACUAUGGACUUGCAAUAGAGUUCCAACAGAGAGUUAUCGAUGCAUGGGACAACCACGGAGACGGGGCAAUAGAUGAACUGAAAGAAGCGAAAAGACUACUCGAGGAACUGCGGUUGAAGGCCCGAGGUGCUGCCGUAAAUCAUCUCCCGUCAAAGGCAUUGCCUUUGCCCAACAAAACCAAGCUUCCGCACUGAGCUUCCUUACCUGAAGAUCUCACCAAGAACAAAAUCAAAGCGGUACCCUUUCUAUACCUCAUAUCGUAAACUCUUUAGUUUCCUUGAUUCAGAAUCUUCUGCUAGCUUCUUUGAACUGAACUCUGCUCGCCGGAUGAUCUGAUUCUUGUGAAAAAGCUCUCUGUUCUUAAUCACGCGAUCUUGGUUGUUCUUGCUUUGCUAAGAGGGUUCACGUUCUUGCCUUCUUUUAGUUGCAGCUUUGUCUCAUAACCAAACUCUGAAUAUGUUGAAGCAUGUUCCUGAUUGGACAUGAAUGAUGUCUUUCUAACCAAAUAGAGCAAAUUAUUUCA
Messenger RNA from Tarenaya hassleriana, 2399 nucleotides. RefSeq lists its product as uncharacterized. Gene Ontology annotation, molecular function: protein binding. The transcript has 2 exons. Lineage: Eukaryota; Viridiplantae; Streptophyta; Magnoliopsida; Brassicales; Cleomaceae. The record is from RefSeq and is a predicted model, not a curated record. Bases 106 to 2070 code for a protein of 654 amino acids.